GAACGAUGUUGCGAUGAUCUGAGGGGAGUCCCUGCAAGUCUCUGGACAAAUCACCUUCAUCCUCAGGAUACUAAGUGCAACUCUCCGCCUAACUCGGCAGAUUCCAAAAGGGCCCAGAACCACAAAUAUGAGCUCAGAGUCUAGCCCCGAGAUCAUUCAAUGGCUCGUCGACACCCGGAAACUAUGGCCGGAAGUAGCUGAAACGAAGCAGCUAGAGACAUUUCCCAGCUCGUCUCGCGCUCUUUCCGUGCUGCCGGAUGACGAGCGCACCGCGGUGUUGAAAUAUGUCUUUGCUCGUGACGCCAAGAUGUCGUUGGCAUCUCACCUGCUGAAGCACUACGUUGUUUCGUCAAAAGGCCAUGUCCCAUGGAAGGAGACGACGAUCACGCGGAACGCGCGCACAAAGCCCGUCUACGUCGACCCGAACACCGGGAGGCAGCCUGUCGCCUUUAACGUCACGCACCAGGCCGGCAUUGUCGCCCUGGUCGCCGUUGCCGGUGAUGACAGCGGCGACGCUGGAGCCAUCGACGUUGGCAUCGACGUCGUAUGCACCAGCGAGAGGCGGACCCGGGACCAUUCCAUGAUCGCGCAGAGCGGCGACGGCUGGGCGCGGUUCGUGGACAUGCACGCCGACGUCUUUGCACCGGCCGAGGCGAACUACUUGAAGUUUGUGGUGCCGGGCCAGGCGGCCCGGCUGCUCAACGGGACGUCUGGAGAGCUGGUGGACUACAACUUGCGAUCCUUCUACACGCUGUGGUGCCUGCGCGAGGCCUACGUCAAGAUGACGGGGGAGGCCCUGCUGGCCAGUUGGCUGUGCGAGCUGGAAUUUAGGGACUUUAAUCCGCCGCCCAUUCCUAGCGGUGCCGGAAGCAUGGCCGGGAGUCUAGAGGGUGACGACGAAGCUAUCGUGAGGGAUCAUGAAAUUUGGUUUCAGGGGAAAUUGGUCGACGAUGCUAACGUCUGCCUGCGGGCGCUGGGGCCGGAUUACAUGGUCUGCACGGCGAUGCGGACGCCGGCAGAGAAGGAGAAAGGCUUGGGUUGGGAUAUGGGGCCCUUCAAAGUCAUCUCGAUUGAUGAGAUUGUCAAGUUCGCAGAAGAGCAGUAGCAGUUGUCAAGGGGCCGAUGCUGCAGGGAAUUGCUGGAUGCAGGCUGUCGAACUGUUGCGCUGGCGAUUUUCAUGUGCAGAGUCCUCAAUACGAAGAUGGGGCGGUUUUGAUGGUUGAUUGUUUACGCAAGGAUGGUUGACAGCCGCGAUUACCAAUGGAAAGUUUACCUGCGACGUAUCAAAGGCUACGGCUCGUUUUCGGGACCAAAGGUUGACUAAGAAUAGCAGUUUAUAUGGGCUAUGCUCUUCCCUC
This is a messenger RNA of Pyricularia oryzae 70-15, 1358 nucleotides long. RefSeq lists its product as uncharacterized. Gene Ontology annotation, cellular component: cytosol. Lineage: Eukaryota; Fungi; Ascomycota; Sordariomycetes; Magnaporthales; Pyriculariaceae. The transcript is spliced from 2 exons. The coding region runs from base 128 to 1105 and encodes 325 amino acids. The record is from RefSeq and is a predicted model, not a curated record. Gene Ontology annotation, molecular function: holo-[acyl-carrier-protein] synthase activity; magnesium ion binding.